Acanthamoeba castellanii str. Neff is the source of this 222-nucleotide messenger RNA. RefSeq lists its product as uncharacterized. The transcript is spliced from 2 exons. Lineage: Eukaryota; Discosea; Longamoebia; Acanthamoebidae. Bases 1 to 222 code for a protein of 73 amino acids. The record is from RefSeq and is a predicted model, not a curated record.
AUGACCUGCCGCCUCUUCAACGCCAUUGCCGACAUGGGCAUGGUGUGGCGAGAGAGAGUGCAUGGGGUGUGCUGGCAGGAGAUGGCCAAGUGGGGACAGUACCUGCCCGAUGGGUCUCAAAUGGGGUGGAAGAACGUGUGCAAGUCCUACAUGCGCCUUCACUGGGCCGAGCUCAACGUGGCCAAGUUCAAGUACAACCUCAUCCCUGGUCAAAAACACUGA